This is a messenger RNA of Postia placenta MAD-698-R-SB12, 1234 nucleotides long. RefSeq lists its product as hypothetical. Lineage: Eukaryota; Fungi; Basidiomycota; Agaricomycetes; Polyporales; Adustoporiaceae. The record is from RefSeq and is a predicted model, not a curated record. The transcript is spliced from 7 exons. The coding region runs from base 10 to 1080 and encodes 356 amino acids. Gene Ontology annotation, molecular function: glutathione transferase activity.
CUCUAUAUCAUGGCCUCCCCCGACCUGCCCAAGGCCGCGCUGUACUACUUUCCCAAGUCCAUAUGGUCAACCAUCCCUCUUCUCGUACUAGAGGAGAAGGGCUACGCGCCCGAUGAAAUUGACCUCAAAGUUGUCGACUUGCACAAAGGAGAGCAGUACACGCCUUCGUACUUGCGAUUGAACCCCAAUGGCACCGUGCCGACCCUCGUCGUCCCUCUCCACAAGACGCUCUCCCUAGAAAUUGAGAGCCGCUACAAAGCAAUCCAAGACUCCAAGUCCAUUGCAGAAUUUCUCGACAAGUCGCGUUCUACGCAGUCACGCACGCACACGACGUCCUCUGCGCCGUCGCCGUCGUUGAGCCCGGCGACUAUCGCGUUCAGCGCUGUUUCCGAGAAGGUGAUCGCGCUCAUCCGUUCGGAUGCCGCAAACCCGAACGCGCUAACAAUCCUCAAUGGUCACGACGAGGAGUCCCUCCGUGUCGUCACCGAGGCGCGCCUGUGGGUCCUCACCGCCCGCCAGCAGGCCCUCGAGCGGCUGCUCACAGACAACGAGUCUGCCAACAUCAGCGUGUCGGAGAAGACACGACGGUUCUGGGAGACCAAGAAGAACAGCGUGGCGGAUUACCUGCCUGUACUUCAGGACGCGGAGAAGCCUACAGACCAGCUCGACGGACACGCACGACAGGUGAGAGAGAACUACUGGAAGGACAGCAAGGCUGCGUGGUUCGCACUGCGCCAGGCGCUUCUCCAGCUGAACCAAGAGAUCAUCGGGCCCUAUGUACUUGGUGAUCAAUUAUCGCUCGCGGACCUGCACCUCGCGGCCUGGCUAGCGCGCCUGGUCAAGCUCUCCGGCGGCACCAUAUCCGAUGACGGCAACACCGCCAUUGAACGUAUCGAGGCGCAUACGGGGCCCGCCUUUAGUCUGCCGAAGGACCUGUCAGUUGCCGAGGCGCGCCGCCGUGCCGGAUUGCCCAUCCCUGACGCCGACUCGAAUGAGCGUCAGAACCGGCUGGCGGCAUUUUGGGAUGCAGUGAAGGAGCGGCCGAGCUUCAAGAAAGUGUACGCAGAGGGCUUGCACUGAACGAGCAGGGAGAUAGCGUAAAUGGUGUCAGAUAUGAGAGGGGACACAGUGCUGAGGGCGAAUCGGAUCCAAGGGUAUGAGGUCGGGCGCAUCGCAGAUGUCCGUGGCGUUUGUAUAAAUAGCAUGCUGGGAUAAGUCAACCAACCAGAGACAG